Molecule: messenger RNA, 594 nt
Organism: Micromonas pusilla CCMP1545
Lineage: Eukaryota; Viridiplantae; Chlorophyta; Mamiellophyceae; Mamiellales; Mamiellaceae
Exons: 1
Coding region: 1-594 (197 amino acids)
Source: RefSeq, a predicted model, not a curated record
AUGGCGACUACGCUCGUCCACCGAGGCGUCGCGCUCGGCGCCGCGCCUCGCGCGUCCGCCGCCGCUCGCCGCGUCCACCGCGUCGCCGCGACGCGCGGGAAGAGCGCCGCGACGCGCCGCGCCGCGAUCGUUCUCCGCGCGGGAGGUGCGCGCGCGCGGCGAUUGCGGCGUCGUCAUUCAUUCCGUCUCGUCUUCUCUCGCUCGGCACCGAACGACGAUGACGCCUACCUCGCGGCCGCGCGUCCUAGACGUCCGCUCACCGAUCCCCGACCCACCCACCCCCACCCCGCAGAAGAGCCGCCCGCGAGCGCGUCCUCCUCCGACGAGCCCGCGCCAACGCCAACGCCCGCGCCUCCGGUCAAGUCCGACCCGUUCGGGUUCGGGACGUCCACGGGCGAGCCCGAUCGCAUCGAGCCGGGGUUCGACACCGCAGAGGGCGGGAAAGUCGGUCCGGUGGGGACGUUCUUCAUCUCGGUGCUGCUGAUCGUUCUGUUCGGCGCGAGUUUCUUCUUCACGAGCGUGCCGAGGAACGCGAUCGAGGGGUUCGUGGACCUGAGCGACGACCCGAACGCGCCGACGAACGUGUUCAAGUGA